This is a messenger RNA of Talaromyces stipitatus ATCC 10500, 1500 nucleotides long. RefSeq lists its product as uncharacterized. Gene Ontology annotation, biological process: DNA damage checkpoint signaling; subtelomeric heterochromatin formation; DNA repair. The coding region runs from base 1 to 1500 and encodes 499 amino acids. Gene Ontology annotation, molecular function: histone H3K79 methyltransferase activity; histone binding. NCBI's taxonomy places the organism in Eukaryota, Fungi, Ascomycota, Eurotiomycetes, Eurotiales, Trichocomaceae. The record is from RefSeq and is a predicted model, not a curated record. The transcript has 2 exons. Gene Ontology annotation, cellular component: nucleosome; nucleus.
AUGGGUUUCUUUGACCACUUACAAAAGGGCAACGGGUUCUCGCUGCAAGCAAAAAAGCCUCAAAUUCGCAAAGUUGUUACUCAAAAAAAGCCCGCCCCAAAGUCGCGAUCGUCACCUGCAGGCACCACAGAUUCUCAAGUUGCGCCUUCGAUAAGGUCUACACCUAUUGUAAAGAGCCGAAGUUCCAACGCACAAAGCCGGAAUAACGAAUCCUCGGGAAAACAGUGUCUUCGAACUCCUAUUUCUCGUCGAAAUCUGAAAAGGCCGUCGCCUAUUCAGCGACUUGAGAGCGAUGACGAUGACGACGACAACGAUACGGAUACCUCGUUUGAGGUACGCAAACGCGCGAAGUUGAGCGAUAGUGUAGAACCGGAUUUAUCUCGUCGCAUAAGAUCGGUGGAGGCAUUUUCCAAAGAUGGGCCCAAGACCCUUAGAAUGGUCCAUGCAGCAAAUAUCACAGCCGCAAAAGCCGCGGGGAAAUAUAAGCCGGCGUUCGAGAAGGGCGUUGAUGAGAAAUUAUCAGAAAUCACAUUACAGUAUCCGAGUACAUUUGAAGGCGAAAGAUACCAACUGGCCGUCUCGAAGGAGAAUGACGAUUUCAAGCCACUCGAUGAUAUUUUUCAGGUGGUAGAGAUGGUUUCCGAGUAUUAUAUCCCUGAGAAUAUGCUUGAUGAAUUCAAUAAUGAGUCGACAGGGAUUAAGAGACGGAUUCGCCGAGCUUUCGCGCAUGCUUCCGAAGCCGAGUUUCGAGAGGUCAUAUCAGACUACAACCGCGCUGUGCAGAAAUAUGUCUCCGACGGGUCUAUCGCGAAGCAUCUGGAUGAAACGCAUGUUUUGCAGUUGCCCCUCGUGGAGCGCAUAUUGACGCAGAUAUAUUCCCGAACGGUUUCGCCUCGAGUCGACUCGCUACGACAAUAUGAAAACGGAACCGAUAAUGUCACUAUUUUCAAAGAGACACACCUGAAAUCAGGCCAGGUAUUUGUUGAUCUAGGCUCUGGAGUUGGAAAUGUCGUUCUACAAGCAGCACUCGAGAUUGGAUGCGAGAGCUGGGGCUGUGAAAUGAUGCCCAACGCCUGCACCUUGGCCGACUUGCAACAAGCUGAAUUCAAAGCACGAUGUAGUCUAUGGGGAAUCACGCCGGGAAAGACCCGUCUCAUCCAAGGCGACUUCCUCACAGAACAAAGCAUAAUCGAGGUUCUCAAACGGGCCGACGUCGUGCUUAUCAACAACCAAGCUUUCACCCCGCAACUAAACAAUGAGUUGAUCAACCACUUUUUGGAUAUGAAAGAGGGCUGCAAAAUUGUUUCGCUCAAAUCCUUCGUGCCGGCUGGUCAUAAGAUUACGUCUCGAAACUUGAACUCGCCGAUCAAUUUGUUAGAUGUCAGGCAGCUGAAUUAUUGGUCUGACUCUGUGAGUUGGACGGAUGUGGGCGGUACUUAUUUCAUCGCCAAGAAGGAUAGUUCUAGGCUCAAGGCCUUCGCUGAUAGUCAGGGAUUUUGA